AUGAUUGAAGCAUACAUUGAACAACAUAUUCAAUCGUUUCGUCUGAAAAUUGAACAUCAAAUUGAACCGAUACAUUAUUAUUCUUAUAUACGAGUAUUAAAAUUCAAAUAUGAACGGUAUAAUCCAAAUCAAUAUCAAAUACAGUUAAUCAAACAAAUUUGCCAAACUCAAUCAACAAUAAUUGAAUCGAUUCAAAAUGCAGAGAUUCGACAACAUUUAUACAAUCAAUAUCGUGAAACAGCUUUACAACGUAGAACUAGUUUAUUUCAAUUGUAUCUUACAACAGCUGAAGAUGAAAAGCAGGAAUUCCAAAAGAAAUAUGAAGAGAAUAUGAAGCAAUUACAAAGUGAUGAACGUUUUAUCGAUGGCAAUGCAGACUUUUCUUCGAUUCUAUUUCAAAUCAUCCAUGAACGUUGUGAAAAGAUUCAUGAAAAUAAUAUUCAUGAGCAAAGUCAAGUAUUAAAUCCACAACAAAAGAAAAGAUGUCAUGGCAAUCGAAGAGAUCAACGAUUCCGACGAAAAUGUCGUCAUUGUGGAAUGAGAGCAGCCAAAAUAGAGAAAGUACUUCAAAACCUAAAGCAUGUGAAAACGAACAAGAAGAAGAAAAGUCGAAUAGAAAGCUAUAUGAAUGAAAUGGCACAAUAUGAUCAAGAUUCAUCAAUAAUAGUACCAUCUGCUACAUCAAAACAAUCAACAACAACUCUCACAAAUUUUAACAAACGUAAACGAAAUAUGUCAUAUCAAGGUUUAAAUUCAUAUUCUACAGUGCCAAAAUCAACAAGUUCAGUAUCUAUACUGCAAUCGUUAACGAAAAAGACCAAGCAACAUAUGACAACCACAGCAUUUUGA
Adineta ricciae is the source of this 849-nucleotide messenger RNA. The record is from the annotation of a GenBank genome assembly. Lineage: Eukaryota; Metazoa; Rotifera; Eurotatoria; Adinetida; Adinetidae.